CGUCCCUUGUCUGAGCAUGCGCACUUCGAUGCAUCGUCUGCUAAUCAGAAAGGAACGAUGUUGAUGUUUCGAAUAAUAAUGUUCUUUACAUAGAAUUACUGGAACCUUUGAGUGAUUGUUUCCAUGCAUAAUGGCCACGGAUACCACAGUGCGACUUGAGCUCACCUUUAACCCGGAUGAUGACGAUAACUGUCACCCAAAACGCAAGAAACGAAUCGACAGUGAUGGACUCUCGAAUAUGACGAUGUGGUCAAAAUAUGAGUAUCAGGAAGACAUGGACUGUUCGAAUGAUACACUUUCUGCAACAGUUUCUUCAGGGGAAGAUACAAGAAAAGGGUCAGCUGCGUUGUCGGAGUCAUCAAUACACGAGUCGGGAGACGAUAAAUGCAAAGAGACAUUUAAAUUCCCAUCAUUCAAAUUCUACCGAUUGCGCGUGCCCAGCUGGCGUUGGUCCCGUCAAAAGGACACGGCGAUUCACGGGGAACUGAUAGAAGAAUUGAGCCCCGAGAAUACACUGGAAAGAGAGCAACGUUCCAAAUUGGAGGAAUCUGGGGAAAAUGUCAAAUUGAGGGGGCAUAGUUUGGAGAGGCGUUCAAGUUUGGAUAGGCUCCGAAAAAUCGGCAUCAGGGCACGGCGAUCACUCUCUACAGCGCUGACAUCAUUUGCUUGUCUGGGAGGCCAACGGUUUGAAGACGACGAUGAUGAUACGCCGUAUCUGUCGGCGAAACACGAGAGGGAUUUAAACCCGCCAAGACUAGAAAUUAUUGAUCUGCACAUGCUGAACACCGUGGAUAACCCGGUACUGGUGAUUACUGGUCCCUUUAUCAGAAACGGCAAUUGGGGGAACGCAACGGUUAUUGAUUCAAAGGAGACUAUUAAAGACACUGGAAACUGAUUUCCCUUUCUGAGAACUGGUCGGGGCGCACCUAGCUCUUCAUUCAACUCGGUUUAACAUACCUGUGCACUUACAAACAUUAUGCAUGAUGUAUAUUUACUUACUGUCAUUAAACUAAUUUUAUAAGUUGUGAAAAA
Haliotis rubra (blacklip abalone) is the source of this 1032-nucleotide messenger RNA. RefSeq lists its product as uncharacterized. Bases 131 to 895 code for a protein of 254 amino acids. The transcript has 2 exons. NCBI's taxonomy places the organism in Eukaryota, Metazoa, Mollusca, Gastropoda, Lepetellida, Haliotidae. The record is from RefSeq and is a predicted model, not a curated record.